Molecule: messenger RNA, 390 nt
Organism: Castor canadensis (American beaver)
Lineage: Eukaryota; Metazoa; Chordata; Mammalia; Rodentia; Castoridae
Source: RefSeq, a predicted model, not a curated record
CCCGCCAUGCUCCUGCUCCUGGGAUUGUGCUUGGGGCUGCCCCUCUAUGCGGGGUCUCAGGAAGAGCCUUGGAGCUGGGGUGACACUUCGGAGCAAGUUGGACUCAGGGUCCCCAGGCAACUCAGGCUGUUGCAAAGGCUGAAAACCAAGCCCUUGAUGACAGAAUUCUCGGUGAAGUCCACUAUUAUUUCUCGUUAUGCUUUCACCACAAUUUCCUGCAAAAUGCUGAACAGAGCUUCGGAGGACCAGGAUGUACAGUUCCAGGUGCAGAUUCCAGCCCCAGCGUUCAUCACCAACUUCACCAUGCUCAUUGGAGACAAGGUGUAUCAGGGUGAAAUUACAGAGAGAGAAAAGAAAAAUGGUGAUAGGGUAAAAGAGAAAAGGAAUAAA